CACAAAGAUAUAAACCGAAGUCAAGGCUGAUUUCGCCACUCACAGAGGUGUAGCGAGGACACCGUAUAGACUAUUAGUUGAAGACUGAUUUCACAAGCAACCGCCGCAUCGUUUUGACCAGGGAGUACGGUUUUCAUAUAUCGGUACCAAUAUUACCACAUUCAUCCUUCGAUUCAUUUUGUCGUAAGAGAAAAAGGAAAAGUUGACGUUAAACGCACCACACAAGGAAAAUGUCUCUUAUCAACAGAUUCAUGAUCGUCGUUAGCAGGGGUGCUCGGUGCAGCAAUUUGCGUCAGGUGUCCAAGUAUUCGACGAAUUUUAAUGACAAGCAAGAUGAUCCUAACGAUUCAAUAAAGAAAUCAGUAUUCAUAUCGCAAUCCACGGAUGUGUUCACCAAUUUAGCACUUGAAGAUUGGUUCUACAGGAACUACGACUUCACAAAUCAGCAUUUAUUACUUUUAUGGCGUAAUGAUCCUUGCGUGGUGAUCGGACGUCAUCAGAACCCAUGGAUCGAGCACAAUGCUCAAGUGGCCGAAAAACGUGGUAUAGUGAUGGCCCGUCGGAAUAGUGGUGGCGGUACUGUAUAUCACGACACUGGUAAUCUGAAUCUAUCGUUUUUCACACCGCGGGAACGAUACGAUCGAAAAUACAAUCUGGGUAUCAUAACGAGAGCACUCUAUCGAGAAUGGGGUAUUAAAGCUGAUAUCAACAAACGCGAGGACAUUGUCGUGCAUGGCGAAUACAAAGUAUCCUUUAAUGUAUCUGGCACUGCUGCAAAAUUAGGACGACCGAAUGCAUACCAUCACUGCACGCUAUUGGUUGAUGUAAAUAAAUCGGCUUUAAGCUUAGCUCUUGAGAGAAAAGAGAGCGGUAUAGAAACCAAUGCUACAGCCUCUACACGAUCUCCCAUAAAAAACUUAAUCGACGUAAAUUCACACAUACGCAUGGACAAGCUUAUUAAUGCAUUAGGUUGGGAAUACCUUCGCACGAAAGCGCUUAUUUUAGAAGAUGGUGGACAAGACCUUAUUCAACGUCAGAAAGGAUUUCAGUUUAUCAAUCCUACAGAAGAUUGGUUCCCAGGGCUCGAUAAAUUAAUAAGCGAGUUCCGUUCCUGGGAAUGGAAUUACGGUAGGACGCCGAAAUUUACGGUGACUCGUGUUCUGGACGUCCUUGUCCAAGAUAGCAAAGUACAUCAGUUCAAUCUGACGUUAGAAAUACAAAAUGGUAUCAUCGAGGAAAUCAAAAUGAGACUUCCACCCGGUUUGGUAUCAAAUGACUUCAGUCAAGACGCGAGCGUGAUAAGUAAUCUACGCGGGACGAGAUACGACCACGAAGUAACGGAAAAUAUAAUAUCCGCCAUCGGUUGCAAGACUGUUACGUUAAGUACAACCCAAAAUGAAGAUAAAACUAAUAUGAUUGCUACGCAAUGAUUAGACCCGACAAACAAUCGCUACGAUUGUGCUUAAAUUGCUGUUGUUGCGUUUAAAACAGAACGGAGUUGUAUCGUAAAUGGUUUUUUUUU
Hylaeus anthracinus is the source of this 1522-nucleotide messenger RNA. It is a transcript of the gene Lipt1, whose product is annotated as lipoyltransferase 1, mitochondrial. Lineage: Eukaryota; Metazoa; Arthropoda; Insecta; Hymenoptera; Colletidae. Bases 231 to 1430 code for a protein of 399 amino acids. Gene Ontology annotation, cellular component: mitochondrion; cytoplasm. The record is from RefSeq and is a predicted model, not a curated record. Gene Ontology annotation, biological process: protein lipoylation. Gene Ontology annotation, molecular function: lipoyltransferase activity. The transcript has 4 exons.